AUGGCGACACCGGAUUUCUCGGAUCUCGAAGCGGUGGACGCGGUGCGGCUGACGUGGAACAUGUGGCCGAAUUCCAAGGUGGAGGCGACCAAGUGCGUGGUGCCGUUCGCCGCGGUCUACACGCCCGCGAAGCGCCUGCCCGAGAUGCCCGUGCUGCCGUACGAGCCCAUCCGGUGCAAGUCGUGCCGCUCCGUGCUGAACCCGUUCGCGCGCGUGGAUUUCAUCGGCAAGAUGUGGAUCUGCCCCUUCUGCUAUCAGCGCAACCACUUUCCGCCGCACUACGCGGCGAUCUCGGAGUCGAACCUGCCGGCGGAGCUGUUUCCGCAGUACACGACGAUCGAGUACACGCUGCCCACGGUGGGCCCGCCCGUCAACCCCGUCUUCCUCUUCCUGCUCGACCUCUGCCUCAUAGACGAGGAGCUGGGCUACCUCAAGACUGCCGUCUCGCAGGCCAUCGGUCUACUCCCUGAGAACGCCCUGCUAGGCUUAAUCACGUACGGCACGCAGGUGCACGUGCACGAGCUGGGCUUCUCCGACUGCCCCAAGAUGUUCAUCUUCCGCGGCACCAAGGACGUGUCCCGCCAGCAGAUCGUCCAACACCUCGGCCUCUCAGGCCUCUCCGGCCCAGGCGCGCGCACACACACCACCAUACCCCCCCCGCCUCCCCCCUGCACCAUUGAUCAAAACGCCCUGCUAGGCUUAAUCACGUACGGCACGCAGGUGCACGUGCACGAGCUGGGCUUCUCCGACUGCCCCAAGAUGUUCAUCUUCCGCGGCACCAAGGACGUGUCCCGCCAGCAGAUCGUCCAACACCUCGGCCUCUCAGGCCUCUCCGGCCCAGGCGCGCGCACACACACCACCAUACCCCCCCCGCCUCCCCCCUGCACCAUUGAUCAAAACGCCCUGCUAGGCUUAAUCACGUACGGCACGCAGGUGCACGUGCACGAGCUGGGCUUCUCCGACUGCCCCAAGAUGUUCAUCUUCCGCGGCACCAAGGACGUGUCCCGCCAGCAGAUCGUCCAACACCUCGGCCUCUCCGGCCCAGGCGCAGCAGGCGGAGCAGCAGGAGCUGCCGGGAGCGGAGCGGGCGGGGCAGGGGGAGCGGGAGGUGGUGCGGGAGGGGUUGGCGGGGCGGGCGCGGGAGGGGGGAUGCGGGACGGGGUGCCGGCAGCGGGAGUGGCGCGGUUUUUACUCCCGACGCAGGAGUGUGAGUUCACAGUGGCGACGGUGCUGGAUGAGUUGAGCAGGGACGCGUUCCCUGUGCCGCUGGGAGAGAGGCCGGCCAGGUGCACGGGCACGGCGCUGAGCGUGGCGACUGCACUGCUGGGCGCGUGCGUUCCCGGCACGGGCGCACGGAUACUGAGCUUUGUCGGCGGGCCCUGCACGGAAGGGCCUGGCAUGGUGCGUGCGGGGUGGGGGCGGGGCGGAUUGAUGUUGGGAAAGGUGGUGGAGCUGGGCUGUGCUGACAUGUCUCUGUCUGUCUGUCUUUCUGUCUGUCUUCCCCACCUUUCCACCCUCCAUUCCCCCCUCCGUUUCCCCCUCCCUUUCCCCCUCCCUUCCCCCCUCCCUCACCCCUUCCCUCCCCCCUCCCUUCCCCUUCCCUUCCCCUCCCUCACCCCCUCCCUCCCCCCCUCCCUUCCCCCAUCCCUUACUCUCCCUUCCCCCCUCUCGUCGCACUUCCCCUCCCUCCCCUCCCUCGCCCCGCCCUCCCCCCGCUGUUUCCAAAUAGUGGGGCGGGACCAAUCGGAGCCGAUCCGGUCGCACAAGGAUCUGGACAAGGAUGCAGCGCCGCACUACAGCAAGGCCGUCAAGUUCUAUGACGGGCUCGCCAAGCAGCUCGUCUCCCAAGGCCACGUGCUCGACCUCUUCUCCUCCGCUCUCGACCAGGUGGGUAUAGCGGAGAUGAAGGUGGCAGUGGAGAAGUCAGGCGGGCUCGUCGUGCUCUCAGAGAGCUUUGGCCAUCCAGUGUUCAAGGACUCGCUCAAGAGGGUCUUUGACACCGGUGAUACCUCCCUCGGCCUCUCCUUCAAUGGCAUAUUCGAGGUGCACUGCUCCAAGGACAUCAAGGUGCAGGGGGCCAUCGGGCCCUGCUCCUCGCUUGACAGAAAAGGGCCGUUGACAUCGGACGUGGCGAUAGGGCAGGGGCACACGACGGCGUGGAAGCUGUGUGGGCUGGACGUGUGCACGUCCCUCGCCGUUCUCUUUGAGAUUGUGCCGGCGGCGCAGCAGGCGCAGCAGCAGCAGGCGGCGGCGCAGGGCUUGCAGAACCCUGGAUCACAGCAGUUCCACCUGCAGUUCUCCACCUCGUACCAGCACCCGUCGGGGGAGACGCGGUUUCGGGUGACGAGCAUCACGCGGCGGUGGGUGGAGUGCGCGAGCUCAGGCGACCUGGUGGCGGGCUUCGACCAGGAGGCUGCUGCUGCUGUGGUUGCUAGACUCACCGGAUUCAAGAUGGAAACCGAGGAGGAGUUUGACGCCACGAGGUGGCUGGACCGGCUGCUGAUCCGCGUGUGCAACAAGUUUGGGGACUACCGCAAGGACGACCCCGCCUCCUUCUGCCUCUCGCCCAACCUCUCGCUCUUCCCACAGUUCCUCUUCAACCUGCGCCGCUCGCAGUUCGUGCAGGUGUUUGGCAGCAGUCCAGACGAGACGGCGUAUUUCCGCAUGGUGCUCAACAGAGAGAGCGUGCUCAACUCCCUUGUCAUGAUCCAGCCCACACUCACGGCCUACUCGUUCAACUCGCCGCCAGAGCCGGCGCUGCUGGACGUGGCAGCGAUCGCAGUGGACCGCAUCCUUCUGCUCGAUGCCUUCUUUUCUGUCGUCAUUUUCCACGGCAGCACCAUCGCUCAGUGGCGCAACGCUGGUUACCACAACCAACCCGAGCACCAGGCCUUUGCGCAGCUGCUACAGGCGCCUCAAGCGGAUGCAGCGGCCAUCAUAGCAGAGCGGUUUCCCGUGCCGCGACUUGUGGACUGCGAUCAGAAUGGCAGCCAGGCUCGGUUCCUAUUGGCGAAGCUGAACCCGUCGGCAACAUACAACAGCGCAUCAGCGGUGCCGGGGGGGGAGGUGAUUCUCACAGACGACGUGUCGCUGCAGGUGUUCAUGGAGCAUCUGCAACGGCUGUUGCGCGUGAUUCGGGAGUUCGACGAUCCGACAUCGGUGCGGAAUUACCGCAUAGGCAAUGCGACUCUGGUUGAGCUGGAGCCAUUGCCGCCUCUAACUAACGAGAAGAUGGAGUACCACAGGCAGCAGCGUCGCAAGGAGCACGGGUGGAAGAAGCCGGAGCUAGUGCUGGUGGAAGGGGACCCGGUGCCGGAGGGCGUGGAUCCCAUGACAGUGCGGUUCAUCCCACGAAGACAUCCUUUCUCGCUUAAUCAGGGAGAGGGCGAGGAGGAGCUGUCGGAAGAGGUUGCUCGGCAAUCUCUCAAGCUGCCUCCCGAGCAGCAGCAGCAGCAGCAGCAGGAGCAGGAGGACGAGGAGCAGGGGGAACAGGGAGUAGUGCAGCGGCAGCAGGUACUAAGCGGAGUUCUUCCAGGCUUCCGCUCAGGCGCAUAUAGCGCGGAUGCACAUGCGCUAUGUCCCGGGAGCAUGGCGAGAGGGGUAGCAGCGACGCUAGUGGAAGGACCAGAGCCUUCAACUCCCCCUCAUGCGGAGAUUGCGGCGCAAGAUUGCGUGGGGACGGCGCAGAAGCGCCAGCGCAAGAUGACCCCCAAAGGCCUGGAGCUGGAGCGCGCGCUUAUGGUGCGGAAGAGAGCGCGCGCCGCCGCUAGGAGCCGCGCGGAGCAACCGAGCGGAAGAAGAGAGGAGCGGCGGGAAGCAGCGGGUGAGUGGGCAGGCGGAGCGGAGCGUGGAUGCGGGGGAAGCGGUGUAAACGGGAGGCGAGCAGGGGACGUGAGUUGGAGUGUGGACGCAGCAGGGGGGCCCGUGGGCCGUGCAGGAGAGGCGGCGAGAGGGAUGAAUGGGCGGAUGGGAGUGGGGGUCUAUACGCUGAGCAAGUUCAGCGGCCAAGAUUGGGACCAAGAUUGGGGAUUGCGCGGGGAGAACUGGCGGAAGGUUGCUGGCGGCAGUUGGCAGCACGGGGAGCCGGAUGGGGGGGAAUGGGGGAGAGAUGGAGGGCGGGGUGGUGGUAAAGAUAGCCGGCGGCGGGGCGCCUCUGCUGGUGGGAUACGAUACAGGGAAGGAGAGGAGGAGGGAGACGAGGGGGGCGAGGAAGGGGAGAGGGAGGGGGAGGAGGAGGAGGAGGAUAUUGCCUGGGGUCAUAGGAAUGGGCGAGGCGAAGAAGACAAAGAAGGGGCGAAGGAGGAAGGGGGGAAGGGGGAGGAGGAGGAGGGGAGUCUAGGAGGCCGGUUGGGAGGCUUGGUUCCGCCAUAUGCGUCACAUGCGCCAUCUGCUGCGCCGCGUGCGGCGCAUGUAAGGGAUGACCUGGGCGGCUUCACUUGUCGCAUGCAGGGGAGGGAGGUCGCGGCUGCGGUGAUGGAAAGCAAAGGAGGAGCCCAAGGGGGAGGCGACAGGGAGAAUGGGGAGGAGAGGAAAGCGAGUUCGCCGAGAGGAGACGAGGAGGAGAGGGAGACCGUUGGCGAGGGUAUAGGUGUGAGGGUGGCGGAUGGGUGGAGAAGGCGGGUUGUGCAGGCGGAUGGGGAGCUGGAGAGGGGCAAAAACGGGCAGGGGGAGGUGGGGCGCGGGAGGAACGGAUGCGUGGUGUUGGGGUGUGAGGUGGAGAGGGAGAGGGGUGCACGUGUGGGAGGGGAGGGGUUGGGAAGUGCAGUCGACGUUCCCGUGAGCCUUUUUCUCAACGGCCCGUUUCAGCUGCCAGGGUACUCCUCUGGUGCUGGUGACGGUGGUGGCAGUGGUGAUGGUGUGGUUAAGUUUGGUCCGGUUUCUGUCGGUUCAGCGGGGUCCGAUGCGGUGAAGGAAGUUGUUGUGGUGGUGGCCAAUGAGGCGUCUCGUGGGAGUGAAGCUCGGGGGGAAGGAACGGCCGAAGGCACUGAUGCCGCUGCUGCUGUAGGAGUGGCGGCUCUAGCACAGAAAGGAGCCACAUCACUAGCAGCAGCACCAGCAGCAGGAGCAAGGGCAGGAAACCCAGAGAGGGAAGCGGAAGGAGCAGCAGACGCGUGCAGACGAAUUCAAGACGGGGAAGGAGUGGGGAAGGAGGCAGGCGGGCGGGGAGAGCGGGCUGGAGGGGCAUGGCCGUGUGAGGCGAGGCGAGGCAGGCUGCCAAGGGGGCAUGGCGGCUGGACUGCUGCUGCUGUGCGCUCCAUGGGCGUUGGGGCGCAUGGGACGGAUGUAGCACGUGGGGCGGAUGUAGCAGAUGGGGUGCGCGGGGCACAUGAAAUGCAUGGGACAGAGGAGGCGGGUUGUAGGGUCGGGGUGGGUGGAGAGAGCAGCGUGAAGGAGAUGCGGUGUAAUGGGCGAGGGACGAGAGAAGAAGGCGAAGCGGCAAAAGGUGGCGAUGAAAGCACAUCUGGUGAUUCUAGGGGGGACAGUGGUGGUGGGUCCGGUUCAGAAGGGCGUCUGGGCGGGUGUGAGCGAGAUUGGAGGGAUGGGAGCGGGAUGGGGGGAAGAGGAGGGCGUGGGAGGCGCAGAGGGAGGGGCAGGCGCGGUUCCGGUGGUUUGAGGAAGUUGAGGUGGGAGAUUGGCGGUGGUAGGGAGGUGGUGAGAGGAAGGAGACGAGGUUUGGAUGGAGAGGACGCGGCGACGAGAGUUAGACGGUCUAGGAGGCUGGAGCUAAUGCAGACUGAGGAGGAGGAGGAAUGGGAGGAGGAGGAGGGGGAGGAGGAGGAAGAGGACGAAGAGGAGGACGACGGAGAGGAAGAGGGUGAGGAGGAUGAGGAAGACGAGGAAGAGGAAGAGGAGGAAGAGGAGGAGGGGAUAGGUGCGAUGCAGCGGAGAUGGUGGAUGGGGCAGGGGAGGGGGGUGAGGGAAGUGAGGAGGAGCUGGGAGAAGGUUGGGGAGAAACGAUACUGGAUGAAUCGUAGACUGGAGGAGCAGCAAGGGGGCGAGAAAGACGAAGAGAAAGCGGAUGACGAGGAGGAAGAAGGGGACGAGGAGGAGCAGUGUGAGAAGGAGGGACACAGGGGUGCGAGAGGGGUGGGUGAGGAACGGGAUGAAGUGUCAGGCGAUGGGAAGGAGGUGAAGGAGCAAGACGGCAUGCAGGGAGGGAGGAGAGCAGGUGGCACGGGAGAUGGCACGGCGGAUGAAAGGAAGGGCGUGGGAGGAGUGUGCAGCAGGCGGAGGAGUGCAACGAGUGCUCCUCUGGGUCUUGCUGCUGCUGCUGCUGCUGCUGCUGCUGCUGCUGCUGCUGCUGCUGGAGUACGUGAGUGUGCAGAGAGGCAAGCAGCAUGCGAAAGGAAGGAAAGGCAGAGGGAGCAGGAGGAGCAGGAGGAGCAGGAGGAGCAGGAGGAGCAGGAGCAGGUGUGCAGGUUAGAGUCAGAGCAAGUCACAGUGGUGUGCGAGCAUACUGCAGUGGAGAUUUCAACUCAGGUCACUUCAGUCACUGCUCUCUCCGCCCCUGCUGGAGUCGCCCCUGUCCCCACCUUCUGUCUCUCCGCCCCUCUGCUCGCCUCUCCUGCUCUUCCCUCUGCUCUCUCCCCCCCUGCGUCGGCUGCGAAUGCCACAGCAAUGGGCGUUAGAAACUCCGAGACAGGGGGGGAGACGGAGGCUGGUGGCUGCGAGGGAGAAAGGCGAGCUUCUGGAGGGGCCUUGGUCGAGGAGAUGGAAGCUGAGGAGGCGAGGAGAGGGACAGAGGAGAGAGAGAGGGAGGAGAGAGGGAAGGAGGAGAGAGGGAGGGAGGAGAGAGAGGAGGAGGAUAGAGGGAAGGAGGAAAUAGGGAGGGGGGAGCAAGGAGACGGCAGUGUGGGGAAUGGUGAAGCGGCACAGGAGCAGGAAGGUCAGCAGGCGGGAGGGAGCGAGGAGGGGCUAGGCGAGCGAGGUGAUGAGAUUUGGGAGGUGGCAGCAGAGAGGGAAGGGCAGGCGGAUGUGCAGGUGGCAGCGCUUCCUGAGGCACCUCAAAGAGCACCUCAAUGCGAGAGGGAAGAGCAGGCGGAUGUGCAGGUGGCGGUGCUUCUUGAGGCGCCUAAGAUGUCACCUCAAUGCGAGAAGAAAGGACAGGCGGAUGUGCAGGUGGCAGCGCUUCCUGAGGCACCUCAAAGAUCACCUCAAUGCGAGAAGAAAGGGCAGGCAGAUGUGCAGGCGGCGGUGCUUCCUGCUAAUGCCUCUUCUUCCUUCUCCUCCUUGCCAUCGCCGGAUGCUUGCUCUGAUGCUCUUAUGGUGCAGCAGAUUCCUGCAGCUGCUUCGUCUGCUGAGUCACCCCAGAGGGCCACGGGUUUGCUGCGGGUAUCACCAUUGACAGCAGCAGCAGCAGCAGCAGCAGAAGCAGCAGCAGCACCGCCAACACCAUCACCAACCGCCAAUCUGCUUCUUCCAUUGGCCCUCCUGCCCGUGAGGCUAAAAACCUUCAAGCUGCCCGAUUUCAUAAGGCGACAUAGGCACCGGGCAGCAGGAAGAGGCAGGAGAAGGAAACAUCAGGUGCAGGAGCGAGAGGAUGAGGGGAGGCGUGAAGGCAAGUUUGAGAGGGGGGGCAGCAAAGGGACGAAAGGCAGCAGAGGGACGAAGGGCAGCAGAGGGGUAGAGACGAGAGCAGGAGAACAGUGGAACAAGGUGGGGCACGAACGGGAGAAGGACGGGCGACAGCAGCAGGAGGUGAAUCUGAAUGCAAGCGCAAGGAGGCACGGGAGUGGGGGGGAAAGCAGUGGCGCUGCUACUGCUGCUGUUACAGUCAUUGAUGCAGCUGCCGCGAAUCAGACAGCUCUGGUGAAGGCUAGGCGUGUGACUGAUCGGAGAAGAGCAGGAGCAGGCGCAGGAACAGGAGCAGGAGCAGGAGGAGAGCCGAACUUGUGGUGCUUGGAAGGACGGUGGAGGCAGGGAGAGAGGCAAGAGGAAGGGGUUGAUGAGGGUGGUGGCAGGUUGAGUGAGGGAAGCGAGGGGAUUGGGCGGGUGGAGGAUGAGGAGCAUGUGAGGGAUGGAAAGGAAGAGGAGGAGGAGGAGGAGGAGGAGGAGGAGGAGGAGGAGGAGGAGGAGGAGGAGGAGGAGGAGGAGGAGGAGGAGGAGGAGGAGGAGGAGAAUGAGGAAGACGAGGAUUUGGAAGAGGAAGAAGAUGAGGAGGAGACAGCUUCUGAUGUAGAAACGGGGCAACCGGUGGACUCAUGCCGCCAGCAGCAGCAGCAGCAGCAGCAGCAGCAGCAGCAGCAGCAGCAGCAGCAGCAGCAGCAGGCAGUCACGAGGCUGUGGGGGCAGGAGUGCAAGUGGUGGUGGGCCGAGCUGUGUUGGACUCUCGUCAGCCGGCUUGCCUCACACGCACACUCGCAACCACUGCUUGGCCUUGCUCCAGACGGGCUUUUGGCUCGGCUGGAAGGGCCGAACCUGUCUGCUCAGCAGCAGGGUAGGGGAAUGAGAAAUAGCCCAGAGACGCCCCAGCCUCGGCUGCUGGUGAAUGUGCUGUCACAGCUGCAGCUGCAGGCGCAUAGCAGCGAGGGCACACAGCGGGAGGUGGGAGGGAGCAGUGGCGGCGCGGCAGGGGGGAGUGGGAGGGGUGAGGGAAGGGGAGACGGAGCAGGAAGGGGAGAGGCGACGGCGGCAAUGUGGGGAGGGGAUGAAGAGGACGAAGACCCUAGGUUGCGUCUGCAGCUGAAGCAGCCGUCUCAGGCGUCAGUGGCUCCUGUCUUAGCCAGCAGCAGCAGCAGCAGCAGGGCGAUAGGCUCCGAGGUGCAACGGGCAGGGGAGCAGAGGGAGAUUGCGAGGCGUGAUUCAGAGCACGAGGAGAUGGACUGGCAGGUGGAGGGCAGCGACAGAAUCCUGCUCGCUGCGCCUGCUGCUGCUCUUGCUGCCCCUGGCCCUGCUGCUCCUGCUGGUGCAGGUGUUAGCAGCGUGGGUGGCAGCAGCACAGCCACAGCAGCACGAACAGCAGCGACAGCAGCAACACAGGGAGUUGUGGGGGGGGCAGCAGGGGCAGCGGGGGCAGCGGGGGCAGCAGGAGUAGCAGGCACAGCAGGCAGUGUCCCUCCCUUCUGCCCUCCACCCCCGUCGCCCUACUGCUGGAUCUCGCCCCUAUCCAUGUGGGGGGGUAUGCCCCCCCCGCCGCCCUACCCCAUGCACCUGCCACCACCACCAUCCAUGGCUAUCAUGGGCCCGCAUGGGUACUUCUCGCAUCAGCUCGACUCCUCUGCUGCACCACCAAUUCCCGUGCCUGCAACCAUGCCCCUGUCUCUGUCUCUCCCUGUUACUACCUCCAUUCCCAUGCCCAUGCCCAUGCGUGUUCCCAUGCGAGUCCCCAUGCCGCUCUCCAUGCCUGCGCAUGUAUCCAUACCCAUACCUGCCCAUGCUUCCAUGGCCCCCCGCACAUCCCUACCCCCCCGUGCAUCCUUGCCUGUCCAUGCGUUCAUGCCUGCCCAUGCAUCCAUGCCCGUGCCUCCCCGCCCAUGGAACCCCCCCCCUUCUUCCACGUCACCUCCUCCUAUAGUCACGCCCGCAGUAAACGGCUCCUCUGCUGGGCCGCCAGCAGGGCCUCCAGCGUUGUCCUCCCCUGCGCCUGUCGCCCCGUGUGUGCCUGACGCCCCUGUGCACCUGCCUCGCCCCUUCAGACCCCUGCCAUCUGCACCCGCUGCUGCUGCUGCUCCUGCUGCUGCUGCUGCUCCUGCUGCCCUUGCUGCUCGUGCUGCUGCGGCUACUGCUGCUGCUGCCGCUGCUGCAGUUACUGCUUCCGACUGCCCUCCCCAAGGGACCCUGCAUGGGUCUCUGACCCACACACUUCCCGCUUCACCCUCUGCAGUGCCCCCACACUCGCGCACACACUCACACGCACCUUCUCACUCACAUGCCUGUGUGCACUCGCAGCAACAGCAGCCGCACCACUCGCAGCCGCCGCACGCACAUUCUAUCUCCACAGCAGCAGCAGCAGCAGUGGCUGCAGCAAGGAACUUCCCUGCCGGCCUGACUGGUUGCGCCAGGGACUUUCCUGGUGGAACGGGCAGCGGAGAGGGCAGCUCAGGUGCAUCUGCAGUAGCAGAAACAGCAACCGCAACAGCAACUGCAGCAGCAGCAGCAACAGCAACAGCAACCGCAACAGCAGCAGCAGCAACAGCAGCACCAGCAACAGCAGCAGCAGCAACAGCAGCAGCAGCAGCAGCAGCAGCAGAUGACGGCGCUGCAUUGCUAUGUGCGGACGAGAGCCAUCCCGGAGAGGAAGACGACGAGGAGGAGGAGGAGGACGCGAACGAGAAGGAAGAGGAGGGGCGGCAUGGUGGGGAGGGCGGGAGCAGCGGUAUGAAUCUCUACGUGCCUUCUGUUGCUGGGUCUUCACAUGUGUCCACUGUUGCUGCUGGCUACGGCAGCGGUAUCAGUGGUGGCAGUGGCACUAGAGCAGCUUGCGAGUCUGCCUCUGCUGCUGCUGCUGCGGCGGCGGCUGGUGUAGGAAGUGCAGGUGGUGUGGGGGGAGUGGAUGAGGCAGGGGACAGGAAUGGGGGGCGGAGAGUGCUGAGGAUGAAGUGGGAGGGUAUGGACCUAGUCAGGUGGACUGUGGAUGACGCUGCUGCUGCUACCGCUGCUGCUGCUGCUACUGAUGCUGCUGCUGCUGCUGCACCUGCGUUUGCUUGCGCUGCUGGUGCUGCUGCUCCUGCUGCUUCAGCCAGUAACGCAGCAGCAGCAGCAGGUGUUGCUGUUGGUGCAGGGUCAGAGGAGCAAAGGUCACAGCAGCUGGUAACGCCAGGAAAGGGUCGGUCACGAGGCAGGAAAGCACCACGCUGUGCCACUCUCUCAUCUGCUGCCGCUGCAACCGCCGCCGCUACAGCUGUCGCUACAGCUGCCACCACAGCUGCUGCAACAACUAUCGGCAGCACAAGUGGGGGAGGUCCUGCGGAGUUAGUAGCACCGGUGCGGCUACUGGGCACACCACCACAGCGCCACCACACCUCCCCCCUCCUUCACAACCCCUCUCUUGCGCACCCCUCCUCACUUGCUCACACUCACAGCCCCUCUGCCGCCCUUGUGGCCUCCUCAUCUCCUCUCCACCGCAGUCUGGCUGAGGCCUUGCGACACAAAGCACCUAGAGCAGGAGAGGGAGGAGGAGCAGCCGCAAGCUCAGACGGAUCAGGCUCAGCCUCAGUCGCUGCUACUCAUGUUGCUGUUGCUUCUCCUGUUGCUGCUCCUGUUGCUACUCCUGGCGCUGUUGCCCCCGGUGCUGCUGCUGCUGCUGCUGCUGCUGCUUCUGGUGCUGCUGCUCCUGUGUCCACUGCGCCUUUUCCCUCUGCGUCCACACCUUUCCGUCCAACGGAUCACCCAUCUCCCUCGCAGCCUGUAGCCUCUGUGCCAGCUACCACAGUGGCAAAGCCCACUGCUUCCCGUCCAUCUGCCUCUUCCUCUCCACCCUUCCCCCUCCGCCCCUCAUUCCCUUGGUCUAUCCCCACUGUCCCCGCUGCCCCAGCUGCCGCCGCCGUCCCCACUUCUCAUCAUGCCGCCAUGCUGCCUACCUCACACGCGCCUGCCAAGCCUCCUGCUUUACCUCUCAUGGCCCCAAACACCCCGUCCGUACACCCUCACACCCCUUCAGUGCUCCCUCACACUCCCCUCUCGACGCCUCACACCCCUGUCCGUCCCUUAUCUCUCUCCUUGUCGUCCUAUCCUCCCUCUGCCUCAUCAGCAGCCAUGCUGUCCUCUCAGCAGCCAUCGAUGGUGGGAGGCACAGCAGCAGCAGCAGCAGCAGCAUGCAUAACAGGUUCCUCCGCAUGGCGUCUCCCUCAUAGUGCAUUUGCCUUAGCCCCUUCCUGUCAUCCCGAGCCUCCUGUUUCGGUUCGUCUCCCACCCUCAGCUGUGGAGAUGGGUAUUGACAGAUCGGCAUCGGCAGGCGGAGCGGAUGAUCAGAGAAAGCAUCAGCAUCAGCAGCUGCAGCAGCAGGUGCUGCAGGGAACGCAUUCCCAGCCGCAAGCAGAGGUGCAAGCAGGGGCACGUCUAGGGGCAGGAGGACGUGCAGAGAGAGAAGCACAAGCCAAGGGGCAGUCUUUUUUGCUUGGACCAGGCUCAGCAGCGGCUCUGGGGCCCGCAGGCAUGGCAGCUGCAGCCGCACCUGUUGCAGAGGCCAGCAGUCCCAUUCAAACGCGUGCUCCUGCUUAG
Closterium sp. Naga37s-1 is the source of this 12159-nucleotide messenger RNA. The record is from the annotation of a GenBank genome assembly. NCBI's taxonomy places the organism in Eukaryota, Viridiplantae, Streptophyta, Zygnematophyceae, Desmidiales, Closteriaceae.